Aspergillus glaucus CBS 516.65 is the source of this 989-nucleotide messenger RNA. RefSeq lists its product as uncharacterized. Gene Ontology annotation, molecular function: ribonuclease MRP activity. The record is from RefSeq and is a predicted model, not a curated record. The coding region runs from base 13 to 519 and encodes 168 amino acids. The transcript is spliced from 2 exons. Gene Ontology annotation, biological process: nuclear-transcribed mRNA catabolic process, RNase MRP-dependent; tRNA processing; intronic box C/D snoRNA processing. Gene Ontology annotation, cellular component: ribonuclease MRP complex; nucleolar ribonuclease P complex. NCBI's taxonomy places the organism in Eukaryota, Fungi, Ascomycota, Eurotiomycetes, Eurotiales, Aspergillaceae.
AAAAAAGAGAAAAUGUCUACACAAGAUACCCAACCAGCGACACAACCACAACCACAACCACAAGAACAAAAAACAUCGAAACGAAAACCUUCCGACGCGCAAUCACAACCACCACCAAUCCACUUCACCGCGCGCGAUCCCCCAUGGACCUAUCUCAAACUGCAAUUAAUAUCCCAACCCCAAACCAAAAAUGAUACCCUUCUCGACCCCCUCACAGCUCGCACAUAUCUCACCGCCGCGCUCGGCCAGUUCCUCGGUUUAAUUGGGACUAGUAUUUCGAUUGAUAUCCUUAAAAUCGCUUCUUCCUCUACAUCUACAGCCUCGUCGACAUCAACAUCGACUCCUAAAAACAUCGUCUGGGUCCGCGUCCCCCGCCCCGACGCUGCGGCCGUCGUUGCGGCGCUGAGUUCGUGGAUCGGUGGUACAUCUGGGAACGGUGUGGCGUGGAGGGUUUGCGCAAAGGGAAAUUUCCUGGGUGCGCUUGUUGCGGGGGAUGGGAGAGAUUUGUUCGUGCCGUGAUGGUCGGUGAUAGAUGAUUCGGGUACUAUAAUUUGAAUGGAUAGGUGGUGACGACGGUCAGGCGGAAUCGCGCGCUGCUUUAAACCAUUCUUGUUGAGGUUCAUAACAGUGAGACAUGACCGUAUCUCAUGGGUUCUCAACAUGGCGCGUUCUGCUGUCAGGACGAGUCUAUCAGCGCAAUCGUGCCUAGAGGUAUUGCUUCACAGGGCAUUCUCCAGUGUGAGGAGAACUACGCAACUGACAGAUGGGCAUACUCUUAUGUCUAAAAGGAAAUAAAGCCAUAACGCCUAGGGCAACAUUGCAGAUCUAUCUAAUAUCCAAUUCUAUUAACAAACUUCCAACCCAGACAAAAGAAAUAAUCCAAAUGCUUUUGCAGUGUCAAUCUGUUGUUACUGUUUCAAACAGUGAUAAACGCCAAACUCUCUCGCUUAAAGAUAGUACAGGCUGAAGUCAGCCUAAUGAACAAUUUC